GCGGGGUGGGGCCGGCGGUCCUGAGGUUCGAGUCCCCGGUGGAGGCGGCGCCUGGCGGCGGAGUCCCCGCGGGAUACGGGCUGCCAUCCGUUCCCUCCACCGGCCCGGCACAUGCUGGUGCGCUGCCAGCUGCCGAACCUCCUGCCCCGACUCUGCGCCCUCCGCCCCAGCCUCGCCAUGAGCAGCGCUACCGGCACCUUCACCACCGACCAGCCCCUCAACUACCGGGCGGGCGCCCGCGUUCGGCCCGUGGAUAGCGGCCCGACGGAGGACGUGUACGAGCCGGCCACAGGUCGUGUGAUAAGCAAGCUGCUCUGCUCUGGGGAGAAGGAGGUGGAUCUGGCUGUGCAGAGUGCAAAAGCUGCCUUUAAUGUAUGGAGUCAGAUGUCUGGCAUGGAGCGGAGCAGGGUGCUGCUGGAGGCUGCCAGAAUUAUUCGGGAGCAGAGAGAAGAAAUUGCCACCUUGGAAACCAUCAACAAUGGGAAGUCCAUCUUUGAAGCCAGAGUGGACAUCGACGUAUCCUGGCAGUGCCUGGAGUAUUACGCAGGGCUGGCAGGAUCUCUAGCUGGUGAACAUGUCCAACUUCCCGGGGGAUCCUUUGGGUACACUCGUAGAGAGCCCCUCGGGGUGUGUGUUGGGAUUGGAGCCUGGAAUUACCCGUUCCAGAUUGCCUGCUGGAAGUCUGCCCCGGCCUUGGCUUGCGGUAAUGCGAUGGUCUACAAGCCCUCUCCCUUUACCCCCAUUUCAGCGGUGAGGUUGGCAGAGAUCUACACAGAGGCUGGUGUGCCCAAGGGGCUCUUCAAUGUGGUGCAGGGCGGAGUGGCCACAGGCCAGUUCCUCUGUCAUCACCCAGAUGUGGCCAAAAUCUCUUUCACUGGCAGCGUGCCAACUGGCAUCAAGAUCAUGGAGAUGGCAGCUAAAGGGAUCAAACCAGUCACCCUGGAGCUGGGGGGCAAAUCCCCCCUUAUAAUCUUUUCAGACUGUGCCUUGGAGAACGCCGUGAACGGAGCCCUCAUGGCCAACUUCCUCACGCAGGGCGAGGUGUGCUGCAAUGGCACGCGGGUGUUUGUGGAGAGGAAGAUACUGGAUGUCUUCACAAAGGAGGUGGUGAAACGCACCCAGAAAAUUAAAAUUGGAGACCCGCUUCUGGAAGACACACGGAUGGGAGCCCUCAUCAACCGGCCUCACCUGGAUCGUGUCCAGGGCUUUAUCAAGCAGGCAAAGGAGCAGGGGGCAGAGGUGCUCUGUGGUGGGGACCUGUAUGUACCAGAUGAUCCGAAGCUGAAAAAUGGCUACUACAUGCGACCCUGUGUGUUAGGGAACUGCAGGGAUGACAUGACGUGUGUGAAGGAAGAGAUCUUCGGGCCUGUCAUGUCCAUUCUGCCCUUUGACACGGAGGAGGAGGUUGUGGAGAGAGCCAACAACACCAAAUUUGGCCUGGCAGGUGGCGUCUUCACAAGGGAUAUCCAGAAGGCUCACAGGGUAGUAGCUGCUCUCAAGGCUGGGAUGUGCUUCAUUAACAACUACAACAUCAGCCCCGUGGAGCUGCCUUUCGGAGGAUACAAGGCAUCAGGAUUUGGCAGAGAGAACGGGCGCGCAGCCAUAGAGUACUACUCGCAGCUGAAGACUGUCUGCGUGGAGAUGGGUGAUGUGGAAUCUGUGUUUUAGUGGCUCUGGGGCCUGCUCAAGGAACCACCAGCCAGUUCUUGCCUGUCAGCCAGAGAUGUGGAUCAUUUGCACAGCGAUAACGUGCUCUAAAAUUCAAAGUGCCUGGGAGGGGAGCGUAGCUGGAGCAGCAGAGUAGGGAGCACAACUAGAGUGGUAGCAAGCUCAAGCAUAGGAUAGAGCGCUGCCUCUCUUGAGUGAAAGCUAUUUGACAUCCUUACUAUAGGCCUACUGUUCUUUAUAAUCAUAACAAAGCAACAAGUUUAAAUGUUUGCCCACAUCUUUUUUUUAGCAAAUAAACACUAACUCUGUUUGCAACA
Messenger RNA from Columba livia (rock pigeon), 1985 nucleotides. RefSeq names its product aldehyde dehydrogenase 9 family member A1 (gene ALDH9A1). Gene Ontology annotation, molecular function: 4-trimethylammoniobutyraldehyde dehydrogenase (NAD+) activity; aminobutyraldehyde dehydrogenase (NAD+) activity. The transcript has 11 exons. The record is from RefSeq and is a predicted model, not a curated record. Bases 112 to 1668 code for a protein of 518 amino acids. Lineage: Eukaryota; Metazoa; Chordata; Aves; Columbiformes; Columbidae.